CAGAUCUCCAGCACGGCAACGUAGUCACCUCCAUCGACAAAAUGACAUAUAUUCUCGCCUCGAAGGGUAAGAAUAGCGUUGUUGUUGUACCUUCUCGACCUGUACGACAAAAACGAUUUACUCACAAAACCAAAACAGGCUGCGCUGCCUGCCGGCGGCGUCGAAUCAAAUGCAAUGAAGCUCGUCCAGUGUGCCAUCGCUGCGUGAGGUCUGGCCUUGAGUGUGUCUAUCCUCAGAGCACAGCUCACAUAGAAUCAUCUAUUCCUCUGUUCCCCCAGCCGUCCACCACGCUGUGUCCCAUUGAGGUUGAGCCCAAUGGCCAGGAAGUGGACAUUUUUGGCGCAUUUCGCAGCUCCAUUGUCGGCAUGGUUGGUGGUAGCUUCAAUCAAUCCUUUUGGCUUGUUGAUGUACCACGGGCAGCGCAAAUGUAUCCUUCCAUAUGGCAUGCUGCUAUUGCUCUGACUGCUAUCCACCAUUGCGCAAAGUCGGACCAGGGAAGAAUUCGGUAUUCGGCACCCGGUCAGCCAGUGUCGCAUCUUGCUCGCAAUAACCAGUACACUACGGCCCUUGUGCACUUUAACAAAUCACUACGGUAUCUUUCUGAGGCCGUGGCACAAUAUCGAGACAACACGCCGUACAUGCAGAAAGAAAUGAUCAUCAUAACUAAUAUGAUAUACAUCGGUAUCUGUAGUAUUCUGGAGGAUACGAAGCAGACUACUCAGCAUCGUAUCAAUUUGAUAAGGCUACUGGAACAUUGGCGAUUCGGCGAGGAUGAUCCAGUUUCUCGCCACGGCGUCCUUACAUACGACGAUUUGCUCUCCAUCCUCUUGGUGAUUGAUGGGAAUAUGGAUGCAAGUGCAGAGCUCCCUCACCGACAGGAGCGUCCAUGGGCCGUUCAACUCCCCACUCAUGCCGGCUUCACGUCUACUACUCAAGCGUAUAUGGGGCUUUUACCCUUCUUGUAUCAUCGACUUUACGGUAAAGAACACUUUAGAGGGCCUGGAUUUGAUGGACCUGGAAAGUUUGCAACUCGCCGCCGUUUAUUGGCCUCGUAUGUUGCUAAACUGGAUCACUAUGAGCGCUCGACGAAGUACAUGACGACUCACGAUCUAGAAUCAUUAAAAACAAUCCGACUGAUACUGAAAGUCUACGGAAUGAAAGAAGAGCUUCUACGUAAAGAAACUAGAGAAUCGUUUGUCGAGGAGCAGCGGCGGAUAUAUCCCAUCCUUGGGGAGAUAGAUGAACUGCUUGCUCAAACAUCGCCCCUGGCAGAACCAUUCUCAACAACGACGCCACCGGUCAAUUUUUCACUUCGACCGUUUUGUGCAAUACAUCUCCUACUUGAAGUAUACAUGGACGGCUAUGUCGUGCGACGUAGUCUUGAAUUAUUUCAAAAAUGGCCGUUCAACGAUGUAGGAGAGACCAGUUUUCUGAUUCACAGUCUCUACCUGGCCAAACAAAAGUUCGAAGUCGGCGGCCCUGAACGCACAAUGAGCUACCAGAAAUCAGGACUCCCAAUAAAUCCAACCUAUCCCUUUGGUGGUCUAGAGGAAGGUGAAUUCGACGGAUGUAGCGGCUGCGAGUGUAUUGCAGAGGUUUUCGUUUGCAUCGAUCAUAGGGUUAGAGAACACAAGGUGCGAACUAUUGAGUCGCAGCAAUUUGCUCUGUUCCGAUGUGUUUACGAGAGUCGAAAUGACCUGCCAUGGACCUCAUUUCUGCUGGACUACUAGCGUCACAUAAGUUAUACGGCAGCAACGGGUAGCGAAUCUGAAGUUGCUGGAGAACUGUGACAAGGCGGGGAAGUUUAAUGCAAUUAACUUAAGCUCAUAUCUAUUCACUUCCUGCCGUAACACAAAAUCACACUGUUCCGUUCCAGUGAACCCAUGUUAAAAAAGCACAAGGAAAGGGGUUAUAGCUUGAUCUACGUCGUCGUCUGGUACAUACGACCAUAGAUACAGGAGAACUCGGGAUCCCGUCCGCUCUCCCAUAGAUAAGCCUGUAAUCGGCAGAUUAGUAGUUGGGUCGGUGACGACCAGCGAACACCGGCUGUUGUAUGUUUUUUAUCAUUUUUAUCCUUUUUGCUGCUUUGAAUACCUUGAAGUGCUUUCGUUCUUGAUAAUUACGAAGUAUGAGUCUUGGGAGGCGAUGCUCUUCAAGUGUUGUGGCUGGCCCGG
This is a messenger RNA of [Torrubiella] hemipterigena, 2174 nucleotides long. The record is from the annotation of a GenBank genome assembly. NCBI's taxonomy places the organism in Eukaryota, Fungi, Ascomycota, Sordariomycetes, Hypocreales, Clavicipitaceae.